Messenger RNA from Drosophila albomicans, 924 nucleotides. RefSeq lists its product as uncharacterized. Lineage: Eukaryota; Metazoa; Arthropoda; Insecta; Diptera; Drosophilidae. The record is from RefSeq and is a predicted model, not a curated record. Bases 278 to 820 code for a protein of 180 amino acids. The transcript has a single exon.
UUUGGUACCACUGUGCGGCUACUUUAAAGCGCUUGGAGUUCAGAGUUAAGUGCCCAAUCGAAUUAAUGGUCAAUGGUUAUGGGAUGGACAUGGGCCCUUGACAAAAUAUUGUCACGUAGGUACUCGAACCCCGAAAACAAAAAAAAAAAAAAACCAUCAUCAUAACCACUUUGUUGUCCCUCACGGUGCCAUUUAUGACUGCCAAAAUGUUGUGUAUAAAAGCUGCACGAUUGCCACUCGAUAUCAACAUUCUAACACCAAUCAACAAUCCAGCAACAUGGCUUUCAAGUUUACCACCUCUCUGCUCAUCCUGGCUGCCAUCGCCGCCUUAACUUCCGCCGAACCAGCGCGUUUGCGCAGUCGCAGUCGCUCCUCUCGCCUGCAGCUGGCUCGCCAGGAGGCUGCUCCGGUAGAUCCCGUUGUGGAUGCGGCACCCACGCCCGCCUCGGCGCCUUAUCCACCAGCUGGCGUCACUCCCGAGGUACCAUUUGAUUUGCCUACUGAGACGGAGACGGAAGCGCAACCAGAUUUGACUUAUGGCCCACCUGCCGAACCCGACAACACUUAUGGUCCACCUGCUGAGCCCGAUAACACUUAUGGCCCGCCUGCUGAGCCCGACAACACCUACGGUCCUCCGGCUCCCUCGGCUGAUCAGGAUCUGCCCGUAGAAGACGCUGAUCCAGCCUCCGAGCCCAUCCCAGCUAGCCUCAUCCAGCCACGCAACAGUCGCCUCCGCUUGCGUCGUCCAGUGGCAGAGAAACUACGCGCAGCUCCAGUCCAGAUCAUCCGCUCGAGGCCCGUUCUAGUGUACACCAUCUAGGGUCUAAAUUGUUGUUAAUGCUUAAGCGAUUUAUCGAAAUGUUUGUUACAAAUAAAUUAUAAGAAUAUCUUUGUUGGCAUUUUAAACGGAAACAUUUUUUCAUU